Messenger RNA from Melanotaenia boesemani (Boeseman's rainbowfish), 7084 nucleotides. It is a transcript of the gene heatr5b, whose product is annotated as HEAT repeat containing 5B. Gene Ontology annotation, cellular component: membrane; endocytic vesicle; Golgi apparatus. Gene Ontology annotation, biological process: endocytosis; intracellular protein localization; retrograde transport, endosome to Golgi. The record is from RefSeq and is a predicted model, not a curated record. The transcript is spliced from 36 exons. Bases 116 to 6310 code for a protein of 2064 amino acids. Lineage: Eukaryota; Metazoa; Chordata; Actinopteri; Atheriniformes; Melanotaeniidae.
CAUGGUUCCACACCGGAAAGAUUUCAAUGCGACACUGUAAUUCUCGUCGUCAUUCAUCUUGGGUUAUCGGAACACAGAGACGAGGGUGUACAGCAGUGGGAUAAAGAUCCUCGCCAUGGAGUUGGCUCACAGUCUGCUUCUCAAUGAAGAUGCUUUGGCUCAGAUCACUGAAGCAAAGAGGCCGGUCUUCAUCUUUGAAUGGCUCCGCUUCCUGGAUAAAGUGCUUGUGGCAGCAAAUAAGGUGGAUGUGAAAGAGAAGCAGAAAAAACUGGUAGAGCAGCUAACAGGACUGAUCAGCAGUGCCCCUGGACCACCGACCAGAAAACUUUUAGCUAAAAACCUUGCUACUCUCUACAGCAUUGGUGACACAUUCACUGUUUUCCAGACUCUGGAUAAAUGCAAUGAAAUCAUUAAAAGUAAAGAUGACACACCUGCACACUUGCCAACAAAACUUGCUGCAGUGGCAUGUGUUGGAGCUUUUUAUGAGAAGAUGGGCAGGAUGUUGGGAAGCUCCUUUCCAGACACCAUUAAUAAUCUUCUGAAGGCACUGAAGAGUGCAGAGUCCCAAGGCAGAGGAGAGAUCCUUCUCAGUCUGCAGAAGGUGCUGAGUGGACUGGGUGGAGCUGCAGCGUCAUGUCACAGAGAUAUCUACAAGAAUGCGCGCUCUCUACUCACAGACAGAUCCAUGGCGGUACGGUGUGCAGUAGCAAAGUGCCUGUUGGAGCUGCAGAAUGAAGCAGUGUUCAUGUGGACUACAGAACUGGAGAAUGUGGCCACGCUGUGUUUCAAAGCUUUGGAAGGGUCUAACUAUGGUGUUCGGGUAGCAGUGGCCAAACUGCUGGGGACAGUCAUGGCCACUGCUCUGAUGCCCAAACAAGCGGCUGUGAUGCGUCAGAAUGUGAAGCGGGCUACCCUGGAGGAGGUGCUGGAGCUGAUGGCCACAGGCUUUCUGCGUGGGGGAUCUGGCUUCCUAAAAAGCGGAGGAGAGAUGUUGAAGGGUGGUGCUUCUGUCAGCAGGGAGGUGCGAGUGGGCGUCACUCAGGCUUACGUUGUGUUUGUGACGACACUUGGUGGUCAGUGGCUGGAGCGCAACUUUGCUACAUUCUUGUCCCACGUUUUGGACCUAGUUUCUCACCCACGGGCCACACAGACACACGUUGAGGCUGUGUACUCACGCCGUUGUGUCUCCUUCAUGCUACGCGCCACCCUGGGGGGCUUACUUGGAGAAAAAGCACAAAUUGCUGCCGGCAAAGAAAUCUGCCAAGCCAUCAGCAAACAAAUGAGGGCUGUGGGUAAGGAGGAUGGGGGGGAAAUAUCACGGUUCAGAGCAUUACAGAAGGCAGUAGUAAAUGACAUCAGCGAGAACAAGGCGGGGGCUUCUGAUGUUUCUGCCAGUCAACAUGUGAUGGUGUGCGCCCUAAAAGAGCUGGGGAGUUUAGUCCAGAGCUUGAGUGCUACAGCUUCACCACUCAUCCAGGAGCCAUCUAUUGGACUUCUGGAAACUGUGACUUCAGUGCUGCUGCACCCAAGCAUGGCAGCACGUUUGGCAGCGGCAUGGUGCCUGCGCUGCGUCACCGUGGCGCUGCCCUAUCAGCUGUCUCCAUUGCUGGACCGCUGUGCAGAGAGAAUCAACAACCUGAAGAGCUCACCUGAGGCUGUGAGCGGGUACAGUUUUGCAAUGGCAGCUCUGCUGGGGGGUGUACACCAGUGUCCACUGGGUAUCCCUCACUCUAAGGGCAAGCUGGUGGUGAGUAUAGCUGAAGAUCUUCUGCGUACAGCUGCUCAGAACAGCCGGCUGUCCCUGCAGCGAACACAGGCUGGAUGGCUGCUGCUGGGAGCCCUCAUGACUCUAGGUUCCGCCCUUGUGCGCUACCACCUUCCCAAAAUGCUGCUGCUAUGGAGGAACGUGUUUCCUCGCUCUCAGAAGGAGCUGGAGGCAGAAAAGGCCAGAGGAGACUCUUUUACUUGGCAGGUCACCCUGGAGGGCCGAGCUGGAGCUCUAUGCGCCAUGCGAAGCUUUGUGGCUCACUGCCCUGAGCUUCUCACAGAAGAUGUCAUUCGCAGACUGAUGACUCCCAUUGAAUGUGCAAUGACCAUGAUGUCUCAUGUCCCGGCGAUCAUUAAAGUCCAUGGUGCUCACCUGAAGGCAAGCGCGGCAAUGGUGAGGCUCAGGUUAUACGACAUCUUGGCUCUCUUGCCUCCUAAGACAUAUGAAGGAAGCUUCAAUGCCCUCCUGAGGGAGCUGGUGGCAGAGUUUACUUUGACUGACAACUCGGCCAACACCACCACCUCUCUGCUGCGCUCUCUGUGUCACUAUGAUGACAGCGUGCUCAUGGGCUCCUGGCUGCAAGAAACCAACCACAAGUCCAUUGAGGAUCAAUUGCAGCCCAACAGUGCAUCUGGCAGUGGAGCCCUGGAGCAUGAUCCCUCCUCCAUCUACCUGCGUGUCCCUGUAGGCGAGGCCAUCCCAGGGCCUCUGCCUUUGGGUGUGUCAGUCAUUGAUGCUUCAGUGGCGCUGUUUGGUGUGGUUUUCCCCCACGUCUCCUUUAAACACAGGCUCCAGAUGCUAGACCACUUUGCAGAGUGCAUAAAGCAGGCUAAAGGUGUUCGACAGCAGGCAGUCCAGCUAAACAUCUUUACUGCAGUACUUAGUGCCCUCAAGGGUUUGGCUGAGAAUAAGAGCACUCUGGGUCCAGAGGAGGUACGUAAGUCAGCCCUAGCCCUCGUGAUGGGGGCUUUGGACAAUCCCAAUCCCAUUUUGCGCUGUGCUGCUGGAGAGGCCCUGGGCAGGAUGGCUCAGGUGGUGGGAGAGGCCACCUUCAUCGCCAGAAUGGCACAAACCAGCUUUGACAAACUCAAGUCAGCUCGUGAUGUAGUUUCAAGGACAGGCCAUUCAUUGGCUCUGGGCUGUCUGCAUCGAUAUGUUGGAGGAAUUGGCUCUGGCCAGCACUUAAAGACCAGUGUCAGCAUCCUGCUGGCUCUGGCCCAGGAUGGGUCCUCUCAUGAGGUUCAGACAUGGGCUCUACACUCUCUGGCUCUGAUUGUGGAUUCUAGUGGUCCUAUGUACAGAGGCUACGUGGAACCCACGCUGUCCCUGGUGCUCACCCUGCUCCUCACUGUGCCACCUUCUCACACGGAGGUUCACCAGUGUCUGGGUCGCUGCCUCGGAGCUCUCAUCACCACUGUGGGACCAGAAUUACAAGGAAAUGGAGCCACUAUUUCCACUAUCCGAUCAUCCUGCCUGGUUGGCUGUGCCAUAAUGCAGGACCACUCUGACUCCCUUGUCCAGGCAGCUGCCAUCUCAUGUUUGCAGCAGCUCCACAUGUUUGCUCCCCGGCAUGUCAACCUAUCCAGUCUGGUGCCCUGUCUUUGUGUGCACUUGUGCAGCUCUCACUUGUUGCUGCGUCGUGCUGCUGUAGCCUGCCUGAGACAGCUUGCCCAAAGAGAGGCUGCAGAGGUCUGUGAGUAUGCCAUGAGCCUGGGAAAGAAGGCAGGAGAUGGCAAAGAUAACUGUACAAUCAACAUGAACAUCACAGAGACUGGUCUGGAAGGCGUUCUGUUCGGUAUGCUGGAUCGGGAGACAGACAGGAGGUUGUGUUCUGACAUCCACGACACACUGGGUCACAUGCUGUCUUCUCUUGCCGUGGAAAAACUUUCUCAUUGGCUGAAACUCUGCAAGGAUGUUCUUGCCGCAACUACUGAUGUAGGGGGAGCUGUUGCAUUCGAGGUGGAAAAAGACGAGGAAGACUCUGAGAAAAAAGAUGAGAUAGAUGAUGACACCAUGUUCACAGGGCUGGGAGAAGAUGACAAGUCCAAGCCCUCUGUGGCGCCGCGCUGGGUGACACGUGUGUUUGCUGCGGACUGCUUGUGCCGUAUUCUCCUGUUAUGUGAGAAUGCAGACAAAGCGCACUUCAACCUGGCAGCUGCUCGCUCUGCACAAGCCAAGAACCCCAAAGGAGAUCUUUUGGUUCUCCAUUUGUCUGACCUCAUCCGUAUGGCCUUCAUGGCAGCCACAGACCACAGUAACCAGCUCAGGAUGGCUGGUCUGCAGGCCCUGGAAGACAUCAUUAAAAAGUUUGCAUCUGUACCAGAGCCUGAGUUCCCAGGACAUGUUAUCCUGGAGCAGUACCAGGCCAAUGUUGGAGCUGCACUCAGACCUGCAUUUUCACCAGAUACACCGUCUGAUAUAACAGCUAAGGCAUGCCAGGUGUGUAGUACAUGGAUAGGUAGUGGUGUAGUCAGUGACCUGAAUGACCUGCGGCGAGUCCACAACCUGCUGGUGUCAUCACUGGACAAAGUUCAGGCGGGGAAAGGCUCGUCCAGUCAGCUAUACAGUGAAAGUGCCACCACGAUGGAAAAACUGGCUGUGCUGAAAGCCUGGGCUGAGGUGUAUGUGGUGGCAAUGAAGAUCAAAAAAGAGGCAGAGUCCAAGCCUGCCAAACCAGUCAAAAGUGGGGAUGAGGAUGAAGAUGAGGAGGACUUGGGUGCUGAUGUGCUUCCUCCUGACAGUCUCAUCACCUUGGUGCAGCCAGAGCUGCCAUCGUUGAGCCGCCUCUGGCUGGCCAUGCUGCGAGACUAUGCACUGCUCACUCUGCCUGCUGAGUUCUCCAGUCAGCUGCCACCUGAUGGAGGAGCGUUUUAUACCCCAGAGACUAUUGACACAGCACGGCUCCACUACCGAAGCUCUUGGGCUCCGGUUCUGCAUGCAGUGGCUCUCUGGCUAAACAGCACCGGAUUUGGAGCAGGUCAAGAUCAAGAGGAGGUCUCAUCAGCUCCCUCCAAGCCUCCUAGCCUCCCUCAGGGAUGCUCUUCUGCAACAAAGACCUUUGAGGAGUCUGUGAAAGACAGGAUGCAUCUGAUGCUGGGUGUCAGUAUAGAGUUUCUUUGCUUCCCCCGACCCGAAGAGCCCAUCGAACAUGUGAUGUCUUGCCUGCAGGCUCUGUGCACUCUGCUUGAAUCUCCUUGUGCUAAGACACAUAUUGCAGAAGACCAGCUGCUGGCAGUGGAGCUCUUGAAUGUGCUGCACAGGCUGCUGUUGACCCGGGAUCCCCCUACCAUUCAGCUGCAGGUCACUGCUGUUGUACAAGAGACCAUCAGGGCUGCACUUGAUCAUCUGCAGCAACAGAGAACCAACAAUGGCAAAGAGGAGGAAGGCGAGAAAGACACUCAGGCAAGCCUAGGGGAGGGAGGAGAUACAGGGGAACUUGUCCCUGGGAAGUCUCUAGUGUACGCAUCCAUGGAGCUGCUUGUGUUCAUCCUGGUCCGCCACAUACCACAACUUAAUUCACGAGUGAAGGAGUCACCCAGCCAUGCACCACUCAGGCCGCAGAGACUACCAGAAGAAAGUGCACGUCUGGUGGCAAACACAGUUUCUAUCCUGGCAGAGCUGCCCUUGCUCUGCUCUCCUGCUGGAAGCAUGACAAUCCUACCUACAGUGCUGUACUUAAUCACUGGGGUCCUGAGAGAAACUGCAAUUAAGACUGCAGACAACUCCGUGCCUGUUCCUGUAUCAGCUGCCCUGCAGGGUAUCAAGACCAUCAUCACCUCUCCAAUGGCCCGAGAAGAGAGCAUUCAGAUGCAGUGGACCGGCCUUGUGAGGAGCAGCUUGGCAUCUGUACUUGAGUACUCACAGCCAGAUGAGUCCAGACCUGACAUGGAUGAGGUCAGUAUGUUGACAGCGAUCACGCUCUUCCUUCUGUCAGCCAGUAAUGAACUCAUAGGAGUGGUUGUCCUGCAAAAGGGCUGCAUGGACCGCUUCCGAAAUGCCCUCAACUCUAGUGAUCCGUGGGUUCAGGCCCGUUGUUACCAGCUGCUGUUGUCAGUGUUUCAACACACCAGCCGUGCCCUAUCCACUCCUUACAUCCACGCUCUGGCUCCACUCAUGGUGGAGAAACUAAAGGUGGUGGAACGCAGUCGGCCAGGGACGACUGCUGAGCUGCAGGCUGUGCAGGAGGGCAUCAGAGUCCUGGAGAAUCUGGUCAGCAUGGGUGAAGAGAAAAACCGGGUGCAGCUGCUGGCUCUUCUUUUACCAACUCUAGUCUCUUACCUUUUGGAUGAAAAUGCCAUCUCCUCUGCGCCUCAAGUCUCCAAAAGCCUGCACGAUUUUGCCCUUCAGAACUUAAUGCGGAUUGGCCCCCUCUAUCCAGCUGCCUUCAAGAUAGUAAUUGGUGCAGCACCUGAGCUUAAAACCCGUCUGGAAUCUGCUAUACGGGCCAACCAGGCCAGCAGCAAAGCCAAAGCUGCGGCCAGGCAAGCUCAGCCAACUGUGCAGGCUGCACCAACCAUUAAACUGAAGAAAAACUUCUUCUGAAUGCAACGAUAAUGCACUGUUAACUCUCAAAAUGUAGUUUUAUGUUGUCUUUUUGGGUUUGUUUUCUGUCAGCAAUGUACAACAUGCCAUAUCUGUAUCAGUUAGUUUGUGAAAUGUAUUUAUUUAUUCUACAUUACAUCUUUGUUUAAAUAGAUAAGUAUUCUUGAAGUCAAAAACGUAAUUAUAUAAAUAUAAAAAAAGCCUUUGAAUGUUCACUUAAAAAAAGACUUGCUUUGUAAUCAUAACAAAUUUUGAUUUGGUGAAUGUAUCACAUCCAAACUUGAUCACAACCCUCACUUUUCAAAAGCUGAUGUUUGCUGUGUCCUUUUCUUGGUGAUUUUGCAUCACCAUAAAUGUGGCAGUCCUAUUGUUCCUAUAAAUGAUCUAGUUAGAUAUGCACCCUUUGGGUUUGCUUUCCACUUAUAGAUUUUUUUUUUAUUAUUCUUAUUUGAAAACUUUGCUUUUAAAUUGAGUUAUUAACAUUCGUCUUAUGAGCUGUAGAACAAAAAUGACUAAUUAAUAAUCAAAUAAUAAAUAAUUUGAUUUUAGCAGAACCAGUGCAGAAUUAAAUGCAUUGUAUCUCUUGAUCUGCUGGUAACUGGGGAUAUAUGUUAUCAUUUAGUGCAUAUCAUAUUGAUUGUUUUGCUUAUAACUGAUUUUAAAUCCAAACUAUCUGUACUGCUACCAAUAACUGUUAUCACUAACUAGCAGGUUUGUUGAAAUACUAUUACUCUCUCAAUCUUUGGGAAUUUGAAUAAAUUUUCUUUGACCUGA